Molecule: messenger RNA, 3451 nt
Organism: Cyprinus carpio (common carp)
Lineage: Eukaryota; Metazoa; Chordata; Actinopteri; Cypriniformes; Cyprinidae
Product: cullin-3-like
Biological process (GO): ubiquitin-dependent protein catabolic process; protein ubiquitination
Cellular component (GO): Cul3-RING ubiquitin ligase complex
Molecular function (GO): ubiquitin protein ligase binding
Source: RefSeq, a predicted model, not a curated record
AGUUUCCUCGGAGUCUGUGUGAUUCUCGCGUCCGCCAUCUCUAGGAGCCCGAAAAGUAGCUGAACGCGAAGCGCCUGUCAACAAGUCCGAGGAGUGAGACUCAUAAAGAAGGACAAGCGGGGGCUCAGCGCUGCCUCUUUAUACGUGCUCCCCGUCUUCUGUCAGAGAAGACUUUCAUGUGAAAGGAGACAACGGCGGGGAAUAAGCCAGACAUGUCAAAUCUCAGCAAAGGGGGGACUAAAAAAGACACCAAGAUGAGGAUACGAGCCUUUCCCAUGACCAUGGACGAGAAGUAUGUCAACAACAUCUGGGACCUCUUGAAAAAUGCCAUCCAGGAGAUUCAGAGGAAGAACAACAGUGGGCUGAGCUUCGAGGAGCUCUACAGGAACGCCUACACCAUGGUCCUGCACAAGCACGGAGAGAAGCUCUACACGGGCCUCAGGGAGGUGGUCACAGAACAUCUCAUCAACAAAGUACGAGAGGAUGUGUUAAACUCCCUGAAUAACAACUUCCUGCAAACACUGAAUCAAGCCUGGAAUGACCACCAGACGGCUAUGGUGAUGAUCAGAGACAUCUUGAUGUACAUGGACCGGGUGUAUGUUCAGCAGAAUAACGUAGAGAACGUCUAUAAUCUAGGUCUCAUCAUCUUCAGAGACCAGGUGGUUCGUUACGGCUGCAUUCGGGACCAUCUGCGGCAGACCUUACUCGACAUGAUUGCCCGUGAGAGGAAAGGAGAGGUGGUGGACAGGGGUGCCAUUCGUAAUGCUUGUCAGAUGUUGAUGAUUUUGGGCUUGGAAGGACGAUCCGUUUAUGAAGAGGAUUUCGAGGCCCCCUUCUUAGAAAUGUCUGCUGAAUUCUUUCAGAUGGAAAGUCAAAAGUUUUUAGCCGAGAACAGUGCGAGCGUGUACAUAAAGAAAGUUGAGGCACGGAUAAACGAGGAAAUAGAGCGAGUGAUACACUGUCUGGAUAAAACCACGGAGGAGCCGAUUGUGAAGGUGGUGGAGAGGGAGCUGAUCUCCAAACACAUGAAGACCAUCGUAGAGAUGGAGAACUCGGGCCUGGUGCACAUGCUCAAGAAUGGGAAGACAGAAGAUCUGGCCUGCAUGUACAAGUUGUUCAGCAGAGUGCCGAACGGCCUGAAGACCAUGUGUGAGUGUAUGAGCUCCUAUCUGAGGGAGCAGGGCAAAGCUCUGGUGUCUGAGGAAGGAGAAGGCAAGAACCCCGUUGACUACAUCCAGGGUCUUCUAGAUCUGAAGUCACGGUUUGAUCGCUUCUUGCAAGAGUCCUUUAACAACGACCGUUUAUUCAAGCAGACCAUUGCAGGGGACUUUGAGUAUUUCUUGAACCUCAACUCUCGUUCACCUGAGUAUCUCUCGCUCUUCAUUGACGAUAAGCUGAAGAAAGGAGUGAAAGGACUGACGGAGCAGGAGGUGGAGUCGAUCUUGGAUAAAGCCAUGGUGCUGUUCAGGUUCAUGCAGGAGAAGGACGUGUUCGAGCGCUACUACAAGCAGCACCGCAGAAGACUGCUCACCAACAAGAGCGUGUCUGACGACUCCGAGAAAAACAUGAUCUCGAAGCUAAAGACGGAGUGCGGCUGUCAGUUCACAUCUAAACUGGAAGGCAUGUUCAGGGACAUGAGCAUCUCAAACACAACCAUGGAUGAGUUUCGGCAGCAUCUUACGACGACAGGGGUGUCUUUAGGUGGUGUCGACCUCACAGUGAGGGUGCUAACGACGGGAUACUGGCCGACCCAGUCAGCGACUCCCAAGUGUAGCAUCCCCCCUUCACCAAGACAUGCUUUCGAGGUCUUUAGAAGAUUUUAUUUGGCCAAGCACAGCGGUAGGCAGCUCACAUUGCAGCAUCACAUGGGUUCAGCAGACCUCAACGCCACUUUCUACGGGCCGGUCAAAAAGGAGGAUGGCUCGGAUAUGGUCGGCGGGGCUCAGGUCACAGGCUCUAAUGCCAGGAAACACAUCCUGCAGGUUUCCACAUUCCAGAUGACGAUCCUCAUGCUUUUCAACAACCGAGAGAAAUCCACAUUCGAGGAGAUCCAGCAGGAGACGGAUAUCCCGGAGAGAGAGCUGGUGCGGGCGCUGCAGUCUCUGGCCUGUGGAAAGCCCACACAGCGAGUCCUCACCAAAGAACCCAAGUCUAAAGAGAUCGAGAGCGGCCACGUCUUCACUGUCAAUGACCAGUUCACCUCCAGACUGCACAGAGUCAAGAUUCAAACAGUUGCAGCCAAACAGGGAGAAUCGGACCCUGAGAGGAAGGAGACGCGACAGAAAGUGGAUGAUGACAGGAAACACGAGAUUGAGGCGGCCAUCGUUCGGAUCAUGAAGUCCAGAAAGAAGAUGCAGCACAAUGUUCUAGUAGCAGAGGUAACCCAGCAGCUGAAGGCGCGAUUCCUCCCCAGUCCCGUGGUCAUUAAAAAGCGUAUUGAAGGACUUAUAGAGAGAGAAUACUUGGCAAGAACACCAGAAGAUCGCAAAGUGUACACAUACGUAGCAUGAACUACGAGCGCAAUUAAAUCUGGCAUGAGAGAGCGAGUGAGAGUGAGAGUGCGAAUAUUGUUUUGGGACUGUGUUACACACCUCACAUGGGAUGUUAUUUUAUUUUAUGCCCUUUUUGCCUUUGUUGUCAUUCGUACUGGGAAUAAACUGAGAAGAAACCUCUCAUCUUCUAAUGAACUUGUUUUAAAUUUUUCUUUUCGAUUCCCACAAGGAUUUCCACUGGAUUCAACACUUUUACAGAAGGUCUUGGUCUCUGUGAGAGAAGUGAUUUGUGUGUGUGUGUGUGUGUGUGUGUGUCUGUGUGUGUCCUCACAACCCAACAAUCAAAUUAAAACCGUAAGCCACACGAUUUCGCAGCACUGGGUCUCAUUACGACCAUUCAUAUCAUGAAAUACCUUGUGAGAUAUUUUCUUAUAUCUGUGUAAGUGUGUUUGUGUCUGCGGCACAUUAUUGGAUGUACAGGUUCUCGCCAUCAGUGCUUUACCUGUAAGACUGUCAAAUGUAUCUGAGUGACAGAGAGGUUCAAAGCAUGCUUUUACUGAAGACAGUUGGAGUAACACUUACACAGCAUAUAAUAAGGUGGUUUGGCUGUCUUUUCUCUCUGUAUGGCUGGUGUUCCCUUGCCUUUUUUUUUUUUUUUUUUUUUUUUUUUUUUUUUUUUUUUGAUGUUUGUUUCAUGUCUAACAUGGCCAAUUGUAAAAGAUGACUUAAAAGCCUUUUAUUUUGAAGGGUCCUUUGAAAGCAGUUUAAACCGGGGAUGGGGCACAGUUUGUGUUUUCAGCAUUAUUAUAUUUCAAUGUGUAUAAAUUGUAAAAUAAUUGUUAUUGUACUCAAUGCUGAAGUGAACUGUACAGGGCCUUGUUUUCAUCAUUAAAUGUAGAAAAAUACAGAGAAAACAAAAAAACAACAAUAAAAGGAUUGGCCGUUUUGGGUCAGACUGU